CAUUCGGGUGUGCAUUCAUUUUUAAAAAUGUUUACUGAUAUUGAGGAUUUCUUCGAUGCUCCUCAUAUUCGUGAUUUUGUUUUGGAAAGAGCAUUUCACGGAAUUCGUUUAGACGAAUCACCUGAAAUAUUCAGAGCCAAUUCACAAAUUGUUCAUAAGCAAAAUAAGAAGUGCAACAUUCGAGCAACUCAAGCUCGACAACUUGGUAACCGACUGUACUCGGAGAGCUUGCUCAUCAGAGCAGCAGAACGGUACAACGAAAGUUUGGCAUGGGCUGAACCAGAAUCUGAAGCCAUGACAUUAGCAUACGGCAAUCGUUCCGCAGUGAGUUAUGAGUUACAGGAAUAUCAACGUUGCUUAGACGACAUCGAAAGAGCUCGUAAGAAUGGAAAAGUCAAUCCACAAUUAGAGGCAAGACUGAAUAACCGAAAAAUCGCGUCCCAGGCUGCGCUUGAGAAGAAAAUAAAUGAUCCGGAUAGUUCCUUUCCCAGACCGAUGAUACUCAGAUAUCCAAGUAAUCCUAAAAUCCCCCAAAUGGCUCAAUGCUUGGAAUUUCAGAAAUCAUCAAAAUAUGGCAGGCACAUUAAAACAAAUCAAGAUCUUCAUGUCGGCGACGUCAUCAUGAUAGACAAACCUUUUGUCAGCACGCUCUUCAGUAGGUUGAAAUACCAGCGAUGCACUUAUUGCCAGUCAGAUAGUCUUCUCUAUUUGAUGCCAUGUUUGGAAUGCACAGAUGCUAUGUUCUGUACUGUAGAUUGCCGUGAACGAGCAUUCAAUGAAUAUCAUCGUUUUGAAUGUUCUGUGUUGGGCGAAAUGCGAGAGUUGAUUAUGGAAGAUACUGUACUGUUUCUUGCUCUAAGAAUAUUACUGAAAGGGAUUUCAGCCUUCAACGACGAUUUAGACAACCUCGUGAAACAAACAAAAGAAGUCUCCAAAAAACCCUUAUACAUUUUCAAUCAAAAUUGGAACGGGAUAAAUACACAGAAAUGUUUUCUUGCAAUUCAAACGUUGAUAUGCCAUGAAGAUGAUAUGAAAGAACAUAAUUAUGCUGCCUCAUAUAACUCGGUGCAUCUCAUUCUAGAACAGCUGCUUCGUUACACACCUCUCAAAGAUAUUUGCAAAAACGAUGAACACAAAGAAAUUCUCUGCGAUCUGUUUCUGAGACACUUGCUGAUCAUUUUGUAUAACACGGGAACUGUAACUAAAUUGAAGGACUUUCAACCGAGCGUUAACUCGUUUUCUUACAUACCGAGUAACUUGAGCCUAUCGGUCUAUCCUUUGUACUCGCUAAUAAACUAUUCUUGCGUUCCGAAUGUGACGACAAUACACCUCCCAGAUGGACGAGUUGGCAUUGUGGUAUCCCAAGCGAUAAAGCGCGGAGGACAACUGUUUACUACAAACGAUUUAACUUUCGAAAAUCACCCGCGCCUUUUACGUCAGGGUGUUUGUAGACUAGUCUUAAACUAUGAAUGCACCUGUGUAGCUUGUCAGCAAAAUUAUCCUUUGGCUGUGAAGCUGAAGCUUAUCCCACAACUCUCUGCAACAUGUGCGGUACUAUCAAUACCUGAAAACAAAGGAUUUGACGCCCCGUUUGCUUUGGAAAAGCUGCCGAAAAUUUGCGAGUUUUUGGAGAAAAACGAUAAACACUUUCCAUGCCUGGAGCUGAUUGAAGCACGCGAACAUCUUCGUUACUGCCUGUUACAAAUUUACACAGCAGAUCCAAUUACGAAGAAAGUUGCCAAGAUCACCAAUGUGAGGUUUAACACUUAAUUUGUGAUGGAAGCAAGGAGUUCACAAAUCUUUAACCACCUCAAUCUUAUCCAACUUGAAUCCGUGAGGAACCAACAACUUUAGGCCAAUUAAGUACGGUCAAGGAAAAAAAAUCUUGUAUUCUAUGCAUUUUAUGUGUUACAUUUUUUAGA
Molecule: messenger RNA, 1922 nt
Organism: Toxorhynchites rutilus septentrionalis
Lineage: Eukaryota; Metazoa; Arthropoda; Insecta; Diptera; Culicidae
Product: SET and MYND domain-containing protein 4-like
Exons: 3
Coding region: 28-1770 (580 amino acids)
Molecular function (GO): protein binding
Source: RefSeq, a predicted model, not a curated record